Messenger RNA from Pseudo-nitzschia multistriata, 3584 nucleotides. Lineage: Eukaryota; Bacillariophyta; Bacillariophyceae; Bacillariales; Bacillariaceae. The record is from the annotation of a GenBank genome assembly.
CAAGCGAACGACAAAGAAACAAGGACAAAGAUGGCGUCGCAGCAAUCGCAAUCGCAAUCGCAAUCGCAAUCGCAACCGCAGUCGCUGCAGGAAGACAUCGGAGAGAUCGACGUCGAGAGCCUGCGCCGGAUCUUUGGGUCCGCUUCUUUCGAAGACCUGAACAAGCGCAAGGCCCACGAGCUCCGGGAGCAAUGGAUGGAAUCGGUGCAGCAGGAGAAGGAGCAGCAGCAGCAGGGAGGAGGCGGCCCGUGCGGCGGCUCACCGGGGGUCCCCCCUUCCGCCGCGGGCCUCCCCCGCUUCUUGCUCGACCCGAGGGACGACCGCCACGUGGCCCCGCACGCCCUGGCCCUGAAGCUCCUCCUGGGAAGGGUCCGCCGCAGGGAGGGAGACCACGGGGACGGCCUCUAUCGCAGGGUGGCCACGAGCUGCGGAAACGAAAACGACAGCGAAAGCGAAAGGGACGGCCCAAAGGGCAACUCGGGGGGAAGGGACAGCGGCGGACGCGCAGGAACAAUUGCAGGCACAAUCGCAGGCACAAUCGCAAGCGAUGCCCCCGUGGGUGCCGGGCCGCGGCAACGGCGGGGAAAGCAGAGACGGCGGCGGGGAAACGGAUCGCUCCGGGCAAGAGCCGAUGCAGAUGCAGAUGCAGAUGCAGAUCCCGAGCCAAAGCUCCCUUCCCUCCUCGUGCUCCCCCUGGCGGCGAUCGCUCUGGUUUCCCUGGCCUGCCAGUUCGUCCUSGAGGUCCUCGGGGGGGCCGGGGCCGUCUGGGGGUGUGCCGAGCUGGCGGGACUCCGCGGAASCGGGGCCCCCGAUUCCGGAAGGGCGGCUUCCAGGRCGGCCUCCCUGGUGGUCGGGGCCGUCUGCCUGGCCCGCUUUGUGGUGGUCCGCCUGCUGGUGCCCCUCCGGCCGCCGCAACGGGGGGGAUCCGCCGGUGCCGGGUUCUGGGAGCUGGCCCGGGCCGCGGCGGGGGAUCCGGUGCUCGCUCUGCAUCCCUCGCGGGGGAUGCUCGCGGGCCGCCUCUGUGGGCCCCGGGGGAGGGACACCGGCGGCGACAGCGGCAACGACAGCGGCAACGGAAUCGAGAACAAAAUCGACCACGAAAUCGAGAACAAAAGCGAGAGCCCCGCGGGGUGCCGAAAGCCCCCUUCUUCCCCUCCCGCCCUAGGGGGGGCCGGAGGACCUUCGCCACGGGGCAGCACCUGGGACGCGUCCUCGUCGUCCGACGACGACUACGAAUGCUGUAGCCCGUAACGGCGACAACGGGGCGUUGCACCGCACGAUGCGUUUCUGCGGUGCAUCGUUUUUUUGGAAACAGCAAUCUACCGGAUCCGAUGCCGGUCGGUCGUUGACACUACUACUGCAUGGUUCGGAGCGGCAGACAAGCAUGGCACUGGUAGUAUUACUGCACAGUACGGUACUCUAGUCGCAACACUAGUUCUACUGCCCUUGUGAUCGAGGCGGUGUUGAGCAGGACCAAUGGGAUUGCCAAAGAGAUCAGGAAGCGCGGCACUCGCAGAAGCUUGUGCCGACAACAACAAUGACUUUUCAGCCAAAGGCAACAGAAACCGAUUCUUCCAAUCCUUAGAAUAACGACUACGGGUACGAGUACGAGUACAUCAAGGGGGCAUCUCACAACAAUUUGAAGCUGCAGUACUUGUAGUAGUACCAACACUACUACAAAUCCCAUCCUCAGCGUUUCUCCAUCAAAAACAGAUGAGAGCAACGAGUGGGAGACAGUACAAUCACAAGUAGAUAGUGAAUAACCUCACUCUUUAUUGUAAACACGUAUUCAUACUUCAUACGGCACUGGAGAGCAAUAUACCAUUUCACAGGUUAUACCAUUUCACAACGAGUACUCGUACUACGUAGUUGUACCGUAGAAGGGUAGUAAAGUGACUAGCAACAGCUACCAGUAUGUUAGUAGUGCGUAGUUGUAUGUUAGGUACAUACAACUGAUACUAGGGCAUAAUUUUGGCAUUCCUCGCCAUGCCUGCCACCGUCGCGUUGUCCCCUACGGUACUCGUACCGGUAUAUGAUACUAGGGCAUAAUUUUGGCAUUCCUCGCYAUGCCUGCCACCGUCGCGUUGUCCCCUACGGUAUUCGUACCGGUAUAUGAUACUAGGGCAUAAUUUUGGCAUUCCUCGCCAUGCCUGCCACCACCGUCGCGUUGUCCCCUACGGUAUUCGUACCGGUAUAUUUUCCGGGAACAAACAGGGUUUGUGUCCUUCUUUCUUCGAGAUUUCACACACACAACAAACAAAACACACAAUACACAAUACGCAACACAAUACGCAACACACGGACAACACGAUCCAAUACGCCAAACGUCCUCCCGCACGGAAAGGGAUCCGACCGACAACGCCACACUCUUCGGGAAGACCAGAUCCACGGCAUGCCGGCCGAACCCGACCGAAACACCCAUGCCAACGAGAGCAGCGAGAACAACAACACCAACCACGACGACGGCAGCGGAAACGGCAGCGGCAACGGCAACGACCCACCCCCUGUCCUUCUCCGCGACAUCCUGCCCCCGGAGGUCCCCACCGGCGACCAAGGUUGCGAGCGGGCGGUUUGCGUCCGCCUCUACCUGAUCCGGCACGGGCAGACCGACUGGAACCGUGCCGGCCGGGUCCAGGGCGGGGGCUACGACGUUCCCCUGAACGCCACCGGGAGGCUCCAGGCCAAGCGGGCGGGGAAAGCCCUGGGGGGGAUCCCCCUGGACCUGGUGGYWUCCUCGGGGCUCUCCCGGGCCUCGGAGACCGCGGACCUGGUGGCCCUGGAAGUCCAAGCCCUUGCAAAAAAAAGCGGGAGUGGCAACCACCACAACGGUUGUUCCCCGGCCCGUGUGGUCGACAAGGGCUUCAACGAGAUGCGCUUCGGGGCCCUGGAGGGAAUCAAGGGGACCCGUGGCCGUSCUUGCUCCCGAGGGGGGGAAGACCGGCUCUGGGAGCGGGCAAGGGCCGCAAAGGAAAAGGUCCGGCUGGACCCGGACUGCUGCUUCCCGGCCACCCUUUUCGGCGAAGACGACGCUUGCGGCGACGACGACGACGAAGCGGCGGAAAAGGACAAGUGGAGGGUCCUCGAAGGAACGAGGGAGGGAGAGUCCACGCGGAUGGUCCAGGAGCGAUCCCUGCGGGCCCUGUCCAGGGUCCUUUCCGCCGUCCCGGGCGGGGAAAGACUGGGGGGCACCGACACCACCAAAAAUACCGAGAAGCGCGUCUACCACGUCGCCGUCGUCGGCCACGGCCGGACCAACAAGGUCCUCCUGGCGGCCAUGCUGCACGGGGAGGCCCAGGGGCGCUAUUCGGAAAUCCAGCAGGGGAACGCAUGCAUCUAUGUCCUCGACCUGAGGGAGGACGCCCUCCACAACCAAGGCAAUGGGAACGACACGCGGGGGCUCUGGAAGCCCCUGCUGGUGAACCACACGCAGCACGUGCUCGAGCCGCAGCUUUAGGGAAGAAAAAGGGCAGGGGCCUGCCUCGUUGGACGAACCACCGGAAGCAAAGCAACACCGCACCAAGGCAAUCCUUGGUGAUCCGUGCCGUGCCGUAGACCGCGAACCGCAACAAAAUUCGUUUCGUUUC